Molecule: messenger RNA, 1048 nt
Organism: Oryzias melastigma (Indian medaka)
Lineage: Eukaryota; Metazoa; Chordata; Actinopteri; Beloniformes; Adrianichthyidae
Product: apolipoprotein A-I
Exons: 4
Coding region: 121-888 (255 amino acids)
Biological process (GO): high-density lipoprotein particle assembly; triglyceride homeostasis; cholesterol biosynthetic process
Cellular component (GO): chylomicron; high-density lipoprotein particle; blood microparticle
Molecular function (GO): phospholipid binding; cholesterol binding; phosphatidylcholine-sterol O-acyltransferase activator activity
Source: RefSeq, a predicted model, not a curated record
UUUGGACUUUGCGAUCAUUGCAGUUUUGCUGCCUAUAUAAGCUGCAGAGUCUCAUCAGCUCAACACAAACACAACCAAGUGGAUUUACAGACACACUUGCAAUCCAAGGGUGUAGGAGUCAUGAAGGUCCUUGCUGUGCUUGUCCUUGCCGUUUUUACUGGCUGCAAUGCCAACCUCUUCUAUGCUGAUGCCCCAAAGCCUCAGCUGGAAGUGCUGACUGAUGCUUUCUGGGACUAUGUUAGCAAAGCCACCCAGACUGCUGAUGACACACUGGAGAUGAUCAAGAAGACCCAGUUUGGGCAGGAAGUCAGUGCCCGAUUGACAGAAAGUGCAACCCUGGCAAACGAAUAUGCAACCUCCAUUCACGAGCAGCUUCCCCCUGAAGCCAAGCAGCUGAUCACCAAGGUCACCACCGAGGCCGACGUGUUGAGAGAGCGCGUGAACCAGGAGCUGACCAAAGCCAGGGAGAACCUGGAGCCCUAUGCCGAGACCUUGAGAUCUAACAUCGAGCAGAGAGUGGAGCAGCUCAAACAGGAGCUGGCACCCUACACCGAAUCCCUGGAUUCCGAGACCCUGAGGGCCACCCUGAUGCAGAAGAGCGAGGAGCUUAAGGCUAACCUGGAGCAGAGCGUGAAGGACCUGCAGACCCAGCUGGGACCUUACACCGAAGACCUGAAGCAGAAGGUGGACCAGCACCUGCAGGAUUUCAAGGAGAGAGUGGCACCAAUUAGCGUUAGAGUCCAGAGUGAGAUCGGUCAGAGAGCCCAGCAAGUGAAGGAAAUGGCAAGCCCCUACGUUGAACAGAUGAGGGAAAGGCUGGACCCCUACGCCCAGGACCUCCAGGCUCGUCUCACCAGCCUCUAUGACUCCUUCGUCAAGUCCAGUUAAAUCCAUCUCCAGCUCACCCUAAAUACAAAGAAACUGCACCUACCAUCAAACAGCUCCCUGACAUUAUCAGACAAGUGUCAUAAAUAGCAAAUAUGUAUUGGUCUGUGACCUCACUCUGUUCCCUGUCUAAAAUAUGAAAAUAAACUAAAAGCAAACACCG